Molecule: messenger RNA, 411 nt
Organism: Botrytis porri
Lineage: Eukaryota; Fungi; Ascomycota; Leotiomycetes; Helotiales; Sclerotiniaceae
Exons: 3
Coding region: 1-411 (136 amino acids)
Molecular function (GO): DNA binding; protein dimerization activity
Source: RefSeq, a predicted model, not a curated record
AUGACUUCAAGAACCAAUAAAACAAGGAGUGAAACCAUUAGAAAGAGAAAAGCCACUCUUAUUAAGAAGGCACAUGAGCUCGGUAGACUUGACGGAAUAGAUGUUGCCGUCUUUAUUUUUCAUCGGAAUCAAUACUUUACCUACAAAUCCGUCGAUACAAUCUCUUGGCCACCAUCUAUCAACGAUAUACAAUUAACAUACCCUAUGCCUGUGAAUUUUACUUCUAAAGACAUAGAGGAAAGAUUAAGUUUGAAACGAAAGACAGCAGUAGAUGGAGCAUCACAAAAUGAAAAUUUGUUCUCUAUUUCCACACAUCAGGAAGUCAUUAAAGAGGGACAGCUUCGUGAAAACUCAUGCAUUGAAAUUACUCCUUCUAAGAUUGAGAAAGAUGAGGGGAGUGAUUUGACUUAG